GCGCACGUUUUAGUUAUAUUUAAGCUUGAUAAUUUAUAUUAUUUUUUUGGGUUUUCUUUGCUUUGUUCCUCUAUGUACGGUUUCUUUAUAGAUUAGAUUUUAAUUAAAAUUGAAUUAUUUAAAAAUGGCCAAAAGUAUAAGAAGCAAAUGGAGAAGAAAAAUGCGCGCUGUUAAAAGAGAAAAAAAUGAAAAGAGAGUUCUCACGAAACUUAAAGAAACUUUGCAAAGUGGAAAAAUUGUUGUUACUGAAAAAAUGGUAAAACUUGCUAAAAUUGAGGAAAUGCAAAAAGCACGACUUGCUGAAAAAGAAGCAGAGGAUAAAAUGGACAAUAUUGAAGAAACUGAAACCGGGGGAAUGGAUGUUGAUAAAAAAAGAGAUAAAAAUUCACUUCUAGAUGAACAUGGACAGUACCCAGUCUGGGUAAAUCCCAGACAAGCAAAAAAAAUGCGUGAAGUUAGAAAAGCAAAGAAGAAGAGCAAACCAGUUAAACGGAUGGGAAAAAGUAGAAAGUUGUUAUGGUAGAAGUUGGUUUAGUGUCGCAGUUGUCUUAUUUCCGUGUUUGUAAAAUGAGUUCAUUGGAAAAAAAACAACAUUUUAAAUGUGUAAUUCCCACAGUAAAUCUAUCAUUAUAAAUUCAACUCUCAACUUCAUAACUUUAGGCCAAUUUGUGUUAAGCUACAAAUGUGAAAUAUUGUCAACAGAAACUGCAAUAGAAUAUUAAAUAAUCAAAUUUCAAUAUGUUUUUUUUUGUCGAACAG
Molecule: messenger RNA, 759 nt
Organism: Ciona intestinalis (vase tunicate)
Lineage: Eukaryota; Metazoa; Chordata; Ascidiacea; Phlebobranchia; Cionidae
Product: protein LLP homolog
Biological process (GO): dendrite extension
Cellular component (GO): nucleolus
Molecular function (GO): RNA binding
Source: RefSeq, a predicted model, not a curated record